GGUCAUUCUCAUAAUUAAGAGGAAGAAAAAAAACAAGUUAAUGGGAUGAAAUUAGAAGGACGGACAUUAUUCAUUACUGGAGGAAGUCGUGGUAUUGGUAAGGCAAUUGCUUUAAAAGCAGCUAAGGAUGGUGCUAAUAUAGUUAUUGCGGCAAAGACUACAGAACCACAUCCUAAAUUACCGGGAACCAUAUACUCAGCUGCAAAAGAAAUUGAAGAAGCUGGAGGGAAAUGUUUACCAUGCGUUGUGGAUGUAAGGGAAGAAAUUCAAAUAAUUAAUGCUGUUAAUAAAGCUAUUGAUACAUUUGGAGGCAUAGAUAUUGUUAUAAAUAAUGCCAGUGCAAUAUCAUUAACAGGAACUUUAGACACUGAUAUGAAAAGAUAUGAUCUAAUGCAUAAUAUUAAUACCAGGGGAACAUUUUUGGUAUCAAAAAUAUGCACACCUUAUUUGAAAAAAAGCAAAAACGCACACAUUUUAAACAUAAGCCCUCCAUUAAAUAUGAAUCCUAAUUGGUUUAAAGAACAUGUUGCUUAUACAAUGGCAAAAUAUGGAAUGUCAAUGUGUGUUUUGGGAAUGGCUGCUGAACUUAAAAAAGAUAAUAUUGCGGUUAAUGCUUUAUGGCCUAGAACUGUUAUUCAUACUGCAGCUGUUGAGAUGUUAUCUGGUAUAGAUGGAGCAAAAUCGUUUUCACGAAAACCCGAAAUAAUGGCUGAUGCAGCUUAUUCCAUUAUUACUAAAUCAAUUAAUCAUUUUAACGGUCAAUUUUUAAUUGAUGAUGAAGUACUACAACAAGAGGGCAUUACAGAUUUCAAUCAGUAUUUAAGUGAUCCAACUAAAAAUGGUCAGCUUAUGAUGGAUUUUUUUCUGGGAGAAAAUCCACAUAAUGGUUUCAAUCAAGGUAAAGAAGUAGCAAGAAGACAAGCUCAGAAAAUUAAAACAAAAAUUAGUGACGAGUGACUAAUUUUAGAUUUAAACUUAGUUUCAU
Messenger RNA from Sipha flava (yellow sugarcane aphid), 985 nucleotides. Its product is annotated as hydroxysteroid dehydrogenase-like protein 2. The record is from RefSeq and is a predicted model, not a curated record. The coding region runs from base 46 to 957 and encodes 303 amino acids. NCBI's taxonomy places the organism in Eukaryota, Metazoa, Arthropoda, Insecta, Hemiptera, Aphididae. The transcript is spliced from 6 exons. Gene Ontology annotation, cellular component: mitochondrion.